GGAAGUGUGAAGCGAACCCCGGAGUAAAUAAAGCGGAGGUGAAUGCGCGCUCCGGAGGAGGAGGAGGUGGUGGGGAGGUGGGAAAGCGAGCAGGACUGUAUGAAACAGCGGUUGGUGUUGGAGGACACUGAGGCGUGGCAGAAGGAGCCAGACUUCAGAGGGCUGGAGAGAGUCGGGGGAGUCGACCUGUCAUUUAUUAAAGGAGACGAGCACAAUGCGUGCGCUCAACUUGUCAUCCUCAACUACCCCGAGCUCCAGGUGGUAUAUGAUGUCAGUGAGAUGGUGUGUCUCAGUUCUCCGUAUGUUGCUGGGUUUUUGGCCUUCAGAGAGGCUCCACCACUGCUGCAGCUUCUCCACACACUGCAGAGAGAGCAGCCUGAGCUAAUGCCACAGGUGCUGUUUGUGGAUGGGAACGGUCUGUUUCACUACAGAGGUCAGUGCGGAGAGUUCGGUUUGGCGUGUCACCUCGGCGUUCUGUUGGACCUGCCUUGUGUGGGCGUGGCUAAGAACCUGCUCCAAGUGCAGGGUGUAGUCAAGAAUGAUGAGCACCUGUCCCAGAUCAGUGCUCUGAGUAAAGCAGGUGAUACUUUCCCACUGGUCACUGAUUCAGGAAAAAUACUUGGACAAGCUCUGCGCAGUUCAGACCGCAGCACUAAACCCGUGUACGUGUCAGCAGGUCAUCGGAUUAGCCUGGACACAGCCGUCCGUCUCACACGUUCCUGCUGCUGCUACCGUGUUCCUGAACCCACAAGACAGGCGGAUCUGCGCUCGAGAGAAUACCUGCGAACACACUUUCCCUCUUCCAGCUAAACACACACACAGGUGCUGAAGGAUGAAAGAAGAGCCUUGAAGAUGUGUGUGUGUGUGUGUGAGAGAGAGAGAGAGAGAGAGAGCAAUAAUUAGUGUGUCUACAAAACAAACCAAAAAUUUUUCAUUUUAAAUCAUUGAACAUUACAGCUGAGAUCUUUAGAAAUGACUCAUUUGGUAAAAAGACGGAUAAAGGUGUGUGUGUGUGUGUGUGUGUGUGUGUGUGUGUGUGUGUGUGAGAGAGAGCAAUAAUUAGUGUGUCUACAAAACAAACCAAAAAUUUUUCAUUUUAAAUCAUUGAACAUUACAGCUGAGAUCUUUAGAAAUGACUCAUUUGGUAAAAAGACGGAUAAAGCUGUGUGUGUGUGUGUGUGUGUGUGUGUGUGUGUGUGUGUGUGUGUGUGUGUGAAAUGAAGCAGAUUUCAGCUCUCAGUGUGGGGUUUUUCUCUCAUCUUCGCUGCCUGGUUGUGUGUUAUGUAAUCUUUGUAUGCUGCAAUGACACACACACACACACACACACACACACACAGACAGACACACCCAUUACGGGUUGCCUCUGCAUCAUUUCUGUCACUGCAGCUCGAUGAAACGUUUUUGGAAACUAAGGACCAUUAAUUAUUAAAGACCCAUCAAAGAACCAUUUUUUUGGAAACUAAGAACCCCGACUUAUCCAACAAACCCAUGAAAGAACCCUCAGAUCUCAGUGUGUGUGUAUUAACCGGGUCAGGAUUCAGCACAAAGUGUAAAUUAUUCCUCAUUAUUUUUUCUUUGUAGCUAGAACCUCGAACCUGUCAGGGGCUUAACAUUUAACGUCUUGGUAUUUAGUAUGUUCUGGGGGGGGUUCUUUCGAGAAGAUUUUGUAGAAUAUUUGAAGAAUAUUUUAUACUGCAUUUUAUUUUGUAGACUAUUCAGAGAACAUUCUGAAAAUGAAAGGUUUUUAUCCUUGUAGGGUUUUGGAGCCGAUUCUGAGAGGAAACACUGCCAUAAGGUUCUCUACGGAACCAGCGAAGGCUCUCUAUGGAUUUAAAGCCGAGGCCUUCGUUUGAUCCGAGACGAUAACAGGAAAUUACAGAUAAUUUGAUAAGAACCGAUCGUUUUGCUCUGAUCCUGAUUGCGUCCGUCUGUAAAAUGUUUAUUUCACAGGAAACGAUGAAAUCACUGAAUUAAAAAAAAACAAAACACAAGAACUGAAAGGACCACAGAUCACAAGUGCAUUUUUUUUUUCCAGAUAUAUCUGAUUGUCCUGUUUUCCCAUGAUUCUUUGCAGCUUUUUGAUUUUUUUUUCAUCUUUAAUUCUCUCGGAGUAAUCUGAUCCGCUCGUAAGCGAUCCCUCGCGGUUGAUUCCAUUAGUCUGCUGCUUUUCCUUACACUCACUUUUUUUUUCCUUCUCCUGAAGGAAAUGUCAUUUUUGCCUCCUUUAAAUUCAAUCCAGGUUUUUGAUUUUGUUUCGUCAUGACUUGAAGCUUGUUUCAUUUGGUACACUCUCAGGGUUCUUCGGAUGUUAAAGGUUCUACUUGUGAACUUUUCCAAUUGAGAACCUUUUUGAAAAGAAUCAUUGAGAAUAGUUUUGGUCUUGGCCAAACUUGGUCCCACCCACCAGCCAGCUCUCCACCAAUCAUACAACAGCUACAAGGGAAGCUGAAACACGUGACGCCAACCAUCUGUCUGCUUGUACUGCGUCACUGGGCCCUGUAGCACACUCAGAGGAAAGUGCUGUCUACCGUCUUCCACAUACACGAUCGACAGGAGAGAGAGAGAGACAGCAGGCCCCUCCCACCCUGUUUUGACUUCCAGCCACAAACAGGAUUCAAACUCUUUUUUUUGUUUGUUUGUUUGUUUGUUUGUUUGUUUGCCCGGUUUGGAUUUUUACAACAUGUCUCGCGAACUUCACCUCACUCGCAAACAAGGAGAGGAUGGACAAGCGAGGAAAGACUAAUUUCAAAGUAUUUGUUGCUGAAGCAGGGCUCGACAUUACACUGCAAAAAAUAAAAAUCUUAGGAAGUUUAUUUGUCUAUUUUCAAGUCAAAACAUCUAGCCACCUUUAUUAUAAGACAUAAUUGCCCAACAAGCAAAACCUCAUUUAGCGAGAGGCUAGUUUUUAGACAGUCCAUCUUGAAAAUCUUGUAGCGACAAAAUGUCUUGAAAAAGUCUUAUUUGGAGCACCUUUGAAAAUAAAACAAGUUUUAUUUAAAACAAGUAAGUACAUUUUGGACAUUUGUCAAAUGCAGUUCAUCUUGUUUCAGGAAAAAAACCCAAAGUAUGCUUGUUUUGGGAAUAAAUGAACUUUACUGAAAUCUUUGAAUCUUUCAUUACAAUUCAUACAUUUCAAAACAUAUACUCUAGACCAGACAAGCGCCUUCAAAAAGGCUUUGAGUGAGUGGAGGCGUUUUAGUGAGGACUUUUUGGAAUGCUGUGAGUUAAGUUCAGUGGGGUUUUUUUUGUUGUUGUUUUUUUUUUGUGCCUGAUCUUGUAAACCCCUCGUACACAUGAAUAGUCAGUGCCCCCCAAAAUGCACUGUUGCUUUGGCGUUGUGUAAGCACUGUAAGUCAAAAUGCAUAGACUUUUUUUUUUUUUGGUGCCUGAGGUCCUGGGGAAGUGGAAUCUUAAGAGAUGUUUUAAUGUUUGAAUGUUGAAAUGGGAAAAAAUAAAUAAACUUGUUGCAAUGCUA
This is a messenger RNA of Neoarius graeffei (lesser salmon catfish), 3475 nucleotides long. RefSeq names its product endonuclease V-like. Gene Ontology annotation, biological process: DNA repair. The transcript is spliced from 9 exons. Lineage: Eukaryota; Metazoa; Chordata; Actinopteri; Siluriformes; Ariidae. Gene Ontology annotation, cellular component: cytoplasm; nucleolus. The record is from RefSeq and is a predicted model, not a curated record. Gene Ontology annotation, molecular function: single-stranded RNA binding; RNA endonuclease activity producing 5'-phosphomonoesters, hydrolytic mechanism. Bases 43 to 810 code for a protein of 255 amino acids.